AUGUGUUUGGGCUGCUCGCAUGCACCCGAAUACCAAAGCGGCGAUUCGCGAGUUGUUUUUUACUGUAGCCGUGAGUGUCAGAUGGGAGACUGGCCAAAUCACAAAGACUUUUGCAAGAACAUGCAGAAACGGAAGAUACUGCUCCGAGCUGCCCAGAUACUAAAGGCAGCCAUGUUAGCAUACAGAGAGACCGUAUACGACGUGGAUCUAACUAAGAUCGAGUAUCGAGACGGGGUCCUCUAUCUCCAUCAAAAUCAAAGACCAGUUUCGUCUCAAUCCAAACGCGGGCCCUUCCCCAACCACAUGACUGACAACAUCGAGCACAAGGAGGCGGCCCUCGUUAAGAGCCAAUCUACAGCAGCCAUGGCGCUCUUGGGUCCCUUGACCAGAAAAUUACUUCGAGGUAAAAGGCCAUUAAUAUAUGUACGUACCGAAGCGAGCCGUGGCUAA
This is a messenger RNA of Penicillium expansum, 450 nucleotides long. Its product is annotated as zinc finger MYND domain-containing protein. Lineage: Eukaryota; Fungi; Ascomycota; Eurotiomycetes; Eurotiales; Aspergillaceae. Bases 1 to 450 code for a protein of 149 amino acids. The record is from RefSeq and is a predicted model, not a curated record. The transcript has a single exon.